This is a messenger RNA of Aethina tumida (small hive beetle), 764 nucleotides long. Its product is annotated as endocuticle structural glycoprotein SgAbd-4-like. The transcript is spliced from 3 exons. Gene Ontology annotation, molecular function: structural constituent of chitin-based larval cuticle. The coding region runs from base 143 to 559 and encodes 138 amino acids. The record is from RefSeq and is a predicted model, not a curated record. Lineage: Eukaryota; Metazoa; Arthropoda; Insecta; Coleoptera; Nitidulidae. Gene Ontology annotation, cellular component: chitin-based extracellular matrix.
AGGUAUAAAUACAAGGAGCUUCAAUUAAAUGCUGUUUGUAAACGCAUUGUCAUUGUUUUGUUUCCAGUACUGGCACAAGGGACGGUACCAUUUUGCAGUACUGUAGUCAUUAAGUGUAGUGUACUUUUAGUUAUCGGCUAAAAUGGACUGGCUGGCCAUUUCUUUGGUUUUCGUUUGGUUAUCCGUCAUAUAUGGUGCACCUCAGGGUAAUACUCCGGAACCAAUCAAAAUAAUCAGCCAAACUAACGAGAUCUCACCAGAAGGAAACUACGAAUGGAGUUAUGAAGCGGCGAACGGCAUCAAAGCCCAAGAGACCGGAACCCUGAAGAAGACCAACGACGCGGAGAACCCGGAGGCGGUGGUCGCCCAGGGCUCGUUCUCGUACACCGAUCCGGAGGGCAACCAGAUCUCGUUGACGUACACGGCGGACGACGAGGGCGGCUUCCAACCGCAGGGCGCCCACCUCCCGACUCCGCCGCCCAUACCGCCCAACAUUCAGAAGGCGCUCGACUGGAUCGCCUCGCAACCAUCCACCACAGAAAGAGCGGGCAGGAAAUAGACAAUGUCGGAGUCCGGGCCGCGAUGCGACGCGAAUUGGGCUCGGGUCGGGACGGUGCGGCGGACGUUUCUGUGAUAUUUCUCUACCGGACACUGCUACGAAGAAUGAACACGACUCGGAUUAUUUUAUUUAUAUUUUUAUAUGGUUUUCUUUCUUGUAUAUGACGUUUUUAAAACAAUAAAUGCUUAUGACCCUGCAAUUUAAA